This is a messenger RNA of Aspergillus pseudonomiae, 1233 nucleotides long. RefSeq lists its product as uncharacterized. The coding region runs from base 1 to 1233 and encodes 410 amino acids. The record is from RefSeq and is a predicted model, not a curated record. NCBI's taxonomy places the organism in Eukaryota, Fungi, Ascomycota, Eurotiomycetes, Eurotiales, Aspergillaceae. The transcript has 4 exons.
AUGCGAGACUUUGACGAUGAAAUCGACGAAAAAUCGCAUUCAGGCAAUCUUGAGGGCACAUUCAACUUGACGAUCGAGCACUUCUCCGACGGAGAAGCCGAACUGAAGACAUUGAAGAUUGCCUUGGCUGAAUGUUGGUCCCUUUGCAAUACUUUGGCCAGUUUGAGCUAUAUUCACCGACAGCGGUCCAAUUCCGGGGCUGACAUGCAAGAAGAGGCCUGGAAAUCAUGUUGGCGGUUAUGCCAGGAACUCUACACCUGCCAGAACAAAAACUACACAUAUCAAAUCAGCCCUACACUUGAUCUCUGCCGAAACUUUUGUCAAACACUGUUUGACAGUCGAGUUCAUGAGAAUGAACUAACGGAUUCGGUCCUUCGCGUCAGCUUUGAACUCAACAACCACCUGUAUAACACGCACGAUCGAGACUUGCCCGACGCCUUUAGGGAGAGGACAUUAGAUUUCUAUAUUACACUGUGUCAUCGUCUCAUGAAGCAAAGAGCUCUGGUGACGGAAAUGGACUCUUUGUUAACCGCAUGCUGGUCACUGGCGGAGAUGUUGUUCAGCAUACGCCAGAGUAAGAAAGGGGGAUCUCGUUUGAGCGAAGAGUUACUCGGUUCUGCUGUUCAGGCUUGCUGGGAACUUUGCGAUAUAUUUCGGGAGGGGUGGACGCAACGGAGCAUUCGCGAUUCUGAUCGUGGGACGCCGCGGCCGAGCCAAGCGAUAUUUAAUCAGAUUGAGCAGCAGACCAGCCAACCCUGGCACGGCCUCAGAGGCGAGUUGCCUGAACCACAUCGGCAUCCCGAAACGCCAACAACUAUCUUUGAGGACGCAACCGCCAUUUCUCCCGACGAAGAGCCAAUUCCAAACAUCUGCAUUUUAGGCCAGGGAUCGCCAGCCCAUAACUCCUAUACAUCUUCGACAAAUACGGUGACAAUUUCGACUAAUGACCCAAAUCUAUCAAGUCUUAGGAUCUUAGUGACCAAGGCCGCAACGAAUAGCGGUCACCAUCGCAACAGACCACAGAGUCUAUUAUCCUUUGUAAAAUCUCGUUCAUCGGAUGUAUUCAGCUCAUUGUCUUGGCAAAUGUCCCUUCUUGCAAAUCACAAAAGACUCGUUGGAUUUGACCCUGUGUUCCACAAUGCUGGCCCACAGGCCCAGGCGAGUGCAUUGGAUAUAUCAAGCAAGGGCCGCCCAAGAAAUGAUGCAACAUUCACUGCCAUUACCGAUACAUAA